AUGUGCAGUGAUUGUGGGAAGAGGUUCGCUAAUAAAACCCGUCUGAAAGACCACGUGGAUUGGGAGCAUCUCAAGAAUUUUGUGCACACCUGUACCGUAUGCCAAAAGGUCUUCAAAAGUCACACAUCGUUAUAUAUUCACAAGCAAGUGGUCCAUAAAAAGGACAGCGUGGAACAUCUGUGCGAUCACUGCGGGAAACCGUUUCCGAAUCGCACGAAGCUUCGUAUCCACAUGGUGGCGUUACACUCGGGUAAGGCUCAGUACGCAUGCGCGCGUUGCCCCGCUAAAUUCAACUGGCAAUCGUGCCUCUCACGACACUCGAGGCGAGUGCACACCACACACAACGCUUAG
Messenger RNA from Diatraea saccharalis (sugarcane borer), 351 nucleotides. The record is from the annotation of a GenBank genome assembly. NCBI's taxonomy places the organism in Eukaryota, Metazoa, Arthropoda, Insecta, Lepidoptera, Crambidae.